Paraphaeosphaeria sporulosa is the source of this 1954-nucleotide messenger RNA. RefSeq lists its product as uncharacterized. The record is from RefSeq and is a predicted model, not a curated record. The transcript has 2 exons. Bases 334 to 1653 code for a protein of 439 amino acids. NCBI's taxonomy places the organism in Eukaryota, Fungi, Ascomycota, Dothideomycetes, Pleosporales, Didymosphaeriaceae.
CUUCGCAGCCACCACACCACUGCCCUCGUCGCUGCUGCAUGUUUCACCUGCAUGCUGCAGUUGCUGUCUUCCCGUCACGAGCCCCGCGCCCGCCGUUCUCCGCCUGUCCGCGCCGACAGCGCACGCGCUGCCACCGCGAACCGACCAUGCGCAUACCACCGCUCUGAUAGCACACCGAUCGCCACGUCCGCAUCUGUAUCGCGAAGCGAGCGAUAAGCCUCGCGCAUACAUCGCGUACGAAAUCGUGUAGCUUUUAUAUGUACGAGCACACUAGCGGCCGACGCAUAAAACCUUUCGGGAGAGGGUGGGCUGCAGUGGUCGGAAAACACCAGCAUGGCCAACUUCGGACGCAUGUCUAAGCAUUGUUUCAGCCUUGGAAGCCUGUACAAAUUUCCCACCCGACUUUUUGAGUUUCGAUUCCUGGGGUGUAGACGGAGUGCAAGUACUUUGCGAGAAGGUACGACCGGCAGCACUACACCUUCUGUAGUGGAACCCCCGGGCCAUGGCGUCAACUUGGGCAGUCUCUACAAAAGUUAUGAGCCUGUCGCUGGUUGGGGAUGUUUUGAAGACGGCUCCGUCUACGUGAAUGUGAAGCCGUGGGGAAGUGAUAUGGACCAUGCCAGUUUCGAGGCAAAGAUGAGGCUGCUUGAGCCACUUGUACGAAAACCUCCCCCACGCAUAUAUCAAAUCAGAUCUGAACACCCCAAUCUGAGCCGACUUAUAUUUGUCGACUGUCAGCCCUCAAUCAAACUUUCAAAAUCAGAAGAAUCGUGCACUAUCUUUGUUCGAAACGCUAACGAUGGCGAGAAAUUGUCUGAGGAGAGGCAUCCUUUCAGGCGAUGUCACUUGACUUAUGACCAACUCAACUUUACUCAAUCUUCGUCUAAAGUCGAUCGGCCCCCAAUAGUGUUGCCUCAUCCGGUCAGAAUGUCGAUGAAUAGAGCGCUCGAAAACUUCCGUGGUACAUUGGUCGGUGGGGUUUUAAAGCCGAAUGUGCGUCUAGGCAAUGGUCUGACCCUUAGGAAAAAUCAUUCUCUCGAUAAGCAACGAGUUCUCAGAGGCAUCCAGUACUUCCUCAAGAUGGAGAACGCCAGAGAAGCACAGACCAAGACCCCUACCCCCUCCUCGAAUACCAGGCAUUCUGUAGGCUUUAAUGCCUUGGCCGGUAUCGUGCAGGGCAACCUGGGAUCAAGUCUACCAGAAAAAGCUCUAAGCCGGUCCCGUGUCGAUGGAAAGCACAGCGAGAGCGAGAGCCAGAGCUUGACGAAGAGAGAAAAUAAAGUAAGCAAGAGAGAGACUGCGGUCAACACGAGAGAGGUCGCAGUAAGCAGGAGAGAGGUUGCAGUCAACGCAAGAGAAGCGAUGUUAAACAAGAGAGAGGCUGCAGUGUAUAGCAAAGAAGCUUCUUUAUAUCAUAGAGAAGCUUCAUUAUUGCAGAAAGUAGCUGCGUUGAACAAGAAAGAAGCCAAACUGAAUGAACGAAGAGACACAUUGGAUAAGAGGACGGUUGAAUUUGGCAUAGAAAGGAGGCGUCACCUUGCGAAAAAUCAGAAGCCCGAGGUUGACUACGACGACAUUUUCCCUGAACUCGCCAACUCCGACUCAUCUGAACGCCGCACCCGAAUCACGCUCCCUCAGGGACCUGUGCAAUAGAUGGCGAAGAUGUGUCCGCAAUAAAGUCCUACUCGUUACAGGGUGGGCGGGCCGACAAUGUAUGAUUGGACAUAUCUUUCGCCGUUGUAUUUGAAGAGAUGACCUGUCACACUGUAAACAGAUUGCAUGGCAUGUCAGAGACAACAUACUGAACGCUCUGUAUGAAAAGAAGCCUCGAUGUGUAUUACUUAUCAGGUUCCGAUACCCCUCGACAAUGAAAAAAAGCAAGACAUGAACCUGCAAAUGUUUCUUCCACAUUACCUUGAUGGAAGUUUCAUUAACGCACAUGGUGUGGCUUGUU